CUCCAGCCGUAACGCGGAAGUGUUAAGUCUACGUGGGGUAGUGAGGUUGGUCCGGAGUGAGUGUGUGUGAGAGAGAGGGAAAGUGUGUAUUAGAGUGUAUGUUUGUUUAGUGGGGUGUGUGUGUGUGUGUGAGAGAUGUUAUAAAUGAAGGGAGCGGAGGUAGUGCGGGUGGUUCGGGAACAGAUGGCGCGGAGACCCGGCAUGCUGUGCGCGGCUCUGCUGCUCACCUGCGCGCUCAUCCUGGCUCUCACACUCACCUGCAGUCGUGCUAAGAGUGUAGUGGCUCUGGCCCGUCCCCCGGUGCGGUUCCUGUCCCCCUCUGUCCCAGUGGUGGACCUGUAUCUGGGUCAGCAGGACCAGGUGGAGAAGCUCCUGGAGGUGUCUGAUGUGAGUGUGUUGUUCUACUACGCUCCAUGGUGCGCUCACUCCAUCACCACCAGGGAACACCUCCAGCAGGUGGCACUGCGCCUGGCUGAUCAGGUUCAGUUUGUGGCAGUGAACUGCUGGUGGCAUCAGGGAAAGUGCCGGAAACAGCAGGCCUUCUUCCAGUACCCGGUUCUACACCUGUACUACAGGAGGUUUGGUCCUAUUCAUUAUAAAGGUCCAUUAUUAGCUGAAUAUAUUGAGAGUUUCAUACGCAGAGUCUCCGCCCCCUUAACGUACCUGCCCUCUCGCUCCACCCUCCACAACUUCUUAUCUCAUCAUGAGCAGGGUGUGGUAGGCUUCUUUGACUUUAACUCAUCCCCACAGCCACCUGGUUAUCUCACCUUCCUGCUGUCUGCACUGCAUGUGCUCAGAAAAGAUCCUCAUGGGGUGGUGCGUUUCGGUGUUGUGACCAAUCAGGAGGUGGCAGCGGGGAUGUGGGUGACCGCGGGUCAGAGUGUGUACCUGCACCGCCGCUUCAACACCUCACUGGUGUUCCCCCACUCUGGGAGGAACUUCACCCCUGAGAACAUCUGUAACUGGGUGUUUGAGAACAGAGAGAGUGUCAUCACCUGGAUUCAGCUAAUAGGAGAGAAAAGCCAUGCUCUGGAGGCGGAGCUACAUAAAGGUCCAGCCCUGCUCGUGUUUCUCCCUCAGACUCCCCUUUCAACCAGUCAGGAGCUGUCUGAGGUGGUUGAUGUAGCGUUGCAUUAUCACUCGUGUCUAUCAGACAGUGUCUCCUCCUCCGUCUGGUCCCCGUCUGGCUCUGUCCUGCCUGAGCCGAGGUUCUGCAAGUCCCUGCACAAAUCCACCAAUGCUAACGCUAACUCUGAUGCUAAGGUGUGUGAAGUGUGUGUGAGGUCUGAGCGGGAUCUGGAGGUGGCGCUUGACUCGUUCCUGCGCAGAACCCCGCCCACAGCGUCGUCCGUCUGCAGUAACACACAGCGCAGCUACACCACACUCCAUCUUUACACCGCCUGCUGCAGGACCCUCAUUCACAGGCUCCACCCCCUGCAGGAGGGCGGGGUCACCGGACUGCACUGUCGGACCAAUAAAACACUGCGCUUUUAUGCUCUGGAUUCUCGAUUGACCUGGCCACUGGCACAGAGACUGGGAGCGAUGGGAAACCACAGUACACACACACACACCUUCACCACCAUCGUCAACCUGAGAGACGACACACACUACGUACUGCAGGACACAGGGAGAGAGGCACUGGAGCGGUUCAUCAUGAACUUCAGCGCCACCUACAGUCCACUCCACAGACACUUGGUGGGAGUCAGUGAAGCUCCGCCCACACAUUCCCUCAUCCAGGAAGUGACCACGCAGUCCUUCAGGGCCAUAGUGAUAGACACAGAGAGGGAUGUGCUGCUGUUCUACUACACAGGAUGGUGUGGGUUCUGUACGGUUCUUAACCACGUUCUUCUGCGCUUGGCCCGACUUUUCCAGGGAAACAGUGCCUUCAUAGUGGCCAGGGUGAACGUCGGUCUCAACGACCUGCCCUGGGAGUUCAUGGUGGAUCGACUACCUACCUUCCUGUUCUUCCCCAGACAGAGGAAGCAAAUGAGUGUGAAGUUUCCGGAGAACACCCGCAUCACGCUCCCCAAUCUAGUCCGCUUCAUCCUCAAUCAUUCUAGCCCCUCCCCCCAGGGAGAGGCGGGGCCCAAGGCACUUUUGAAGGCGGAGUUUCGCUCCCUGCAGGGGGAGGUGCUGUCUCUGCAGCGUGCCCGUGAGCGGCUGUCGCAGCAGCUGGCGGCUCUGUGGAGGGAGAACCGCCGCCUGGCGCUGCACACCCAGGAGCUGCAGUCCCACAAUGCCGAGCUGCAGGAGCAGAGCACGCGGCUGGAGACGCUGUACCAGGAGAAAAGCCGACAGCUCACCGAGGCCGUGAAGAAACUGCAGGAGCUCGCAGAUGCCUCUGAGGACCUGCUCAACGAGAACUCGCUGCUAAAGGUCCUGCUCACUGUCCUGAGGGAAAAGGGCAGUGGGGGCGGGGCAGGGGGGCAGGGGGUCCGGGAUGAGGACAGAUGGGACACGAUGCCUGGACUGGGUGAGGAGACAGAGGUCAGGAAGCAGGAUGUCUCCUGACAGCUGAGGGAUGAAGGGUGAUGAUUCUGGGAUCUUCUGCUGGAAGCAGUUGCCACUUUGUUAGCCACCGUGCAGCAACCUAGUCACACAGGCUGAUAAUAUUAAACCUAUAGGAAACACUGCCACCUGGUGGAGGAGUCAGGAACUUAACAUGUCUGAAGGUCCUGUCACCUUGUAGAGAUGCUCUGAGAUCUACGACAGUGAUGAGAUUGUUAAUAAGAAGGAAAGUGCUGCCAUCUAGUGGCAGAGAUAAUGAUUGUGUUUGAGAACAGAGAUCAGUUACAGCUGAUAAGAAAUUAGAAUCUACAUGAAGUGUAGGCUUCAGGAAUUAACCCUCUACUUCAUACAUUCUCUUCUUCUCUCUGUCUUUUCAUUUAUCUGCUUAUAUUCCAUUUGUAAUUUAUUUGACCUUUGACCUGUACACUUUAGUAUUUUUUUUUCUUUUCUCAGGGUAACACUGCACAGAAGGAGGCUAAAAAGAUGGCUUCAGUCGUAAUUAAUGGUGUAGAAACAAGCUGUCCUCUAGUGGUGACUUUAGGGAUUACAGUAAAGAGCAGUGUUAUUGUAGCUUCCUCGCUAACAGAUUAGCAAUGACAAGAGGAAGUAAUGAAGGCAGCCCAGCUGUUUUGUGAGCAGCAACUAAUGAAUGAAUGAUAAAACCUCUAAAUAGGAACACUGACAUCACAUUAGGGGUUAAUUCGUGGAGGUUCGAGGAGAUCUGCUUUUAAUUAGCACUCUGCCUGCUGGUUUUAAUGACCGGAUUAAACGACGCGCUCGUCUCUGAUGUGUCCUGAGAGUUUAUUAGUGUUUCUGUAUUUCGUCGUUUCGGUAUUUUUACUGGAUACAGCGCUCUAUUUUUACUCGAGUCCUCAGGUCUGUAGAGACGCAGCGUCUGUGUGGAGAGUUUUCGUGCAGGACGAUGAGCUGCGUCCUGUUUACAGAAGUAUUGUGUCCAGUUUUGUACCCAAUAAACAAUGAUUCAUUUCUU
Hemibagrus wyckioides is the source of this 3499-nucleotide messenger RNA. RefSeq names its product thioredoxin domain containing 11 (gene txndc11). The coding region runs from base 145 to 2511 and encodes 788 amino acids. The transcript is spliced from 12 exons. The record is from RefSeq and is a predicted model, not a curated record. NCBI's taxonomy places the organism in Eukaryota, Metazoa, Chordata, Actinopteri, Siluriformes, Bagridae.